This is a messenger RNA of Striga asiatica, 1975 nucleotides long. The record is from the annotation of a GenBank genome assembly. NCBI's taxonomy places the organism in Eukaryota, Viridiplantae, Streptophyta, Magnoliopsida, Lamiales, Orobanchaceae.
UGUUGUACCUUUUUUUUUGUUCCGUCGUCUUCUUCCUGAACUCUAUUUCGGAAGUCCAAAUCUGCUAUUAAAGACAUUUCUUUUCACACUCUCUUUCCUGAAAUCUGAAUAGUAUCGACAGAUUAUAUAUGUUAGAUCUUACCAAUCACUGGGAAAACAACCUAUCGGUGAAGUCAAAAGAAGGCAAAAAUGGGUUUGGAGAGCGUUGGUGGGCUGGCGAUGCACAUAAUCCUCUGCAAAUUGGGGCCACUGGAGGCCGCCUCGAUUUCCUGCCUCAGCAAGCGCUUUCGGGUUUGGGCCUCCGAAGAUUCCCUUUGGGCCCAGUUCUGUUCCCACGAUCUCGAUCUCUCUUCUCCCCUUGAUCCAAACGGGAAUACAGCACCUUCUUUCAAGGGGGUGUCUGUUCUAACUUCUAGGUGUACUAAGGAUGCAGCAUAUCAAUCAUGGAGAGAAGAAUUCACUUUGUACCCAUGGCCACUCGUCCUCCGUGCUAAAAGAUGCUGGGGCAGACUCAAGGACUGGUUAGCUACCAACUUCCCAGAGGUUUUACCCACUUUGCGCCCAGGUGCUUCUGAAGAAGAGAUUGAUGAGUUCGAGAAGUCUAUGAAAGUAAAAUUGCCUCUUCCUACUCGUGUCCUUUACCGACUUUGCGAUGGUCAAGAGCUACCGGGUGAACACUUUAGUGGAGGCUUACCUUCGAGCCUAUUAGGUAUAAUUGGUGGGUACACACUGUAUGAUCAUCUUGUGAAUGUGUUCUUGCUUCCCUUGAGGCAAGUGAUGAUCGACACAAGGAGCAUUAUGCCUCAGCUUGGGUCAAGAUAUAAGUAUGUUGUGGUGGCAGCUUCUGCUACUUACAGCGAGAAGAUAUUCCUUUUCGACUGCAGCAGUGGGCAGCUCUUUGUGGGCACGAGAAAUCUGGUGACUGAGGGAGAAAUGCUGCCUUGUGUGCCUGAGGAGUUAAUAAAUUGUGCGCGUGAUGCUGAAGGCGAUCAGCAGCAGGAUGCAAUGCUGUUGUGGCUUGAAGAGCAUGGCCGUCGCUUAGAGAAUGGAAUCAUUAAAGUACGCAAAGAGGGAAAAAUCAGAAGCAUUAAUUUGUUCCCUGAGCUGCCACCUCUCUGCACUUCUGCGGUGACGAAUGGGGUUAAGGUUCGUGCUUCUGCUGCAUUUGUGCCUGAGUUCAGUAACCUUCAGGAUGAGUCGGAGAAGUUUUUGUUUGCUUAUUCAGUUCGCCUGUCACUUUCUCCUGAUGGUUGCAUCAUCAAUGGUCUGACAUUCAACUCGUGCCAAUUAUAUUGGAGGCACUGGAUUAUACGCUCUCGUGAUGUUAUUGUUUCUGAUAUAAAUGGAGAAGCUGUGAUAGGAAAGUUUCCACUACUACGUCCUGGUGAAGAAGAGUUUGUUUAUGAGAGUUGUACACCUCUACCGGCACCACAAGGAUCUAUUGAAGGCUCUUUUACUUUUGUUCCUGGAAGGUUAGUAGAUCCAAAGGGUAACCCAUUUGCAGUUGAAGUGGCUUGCUUUCCCCUGCAGCUGCCCGACUACAUUUUCUGACAAACGAAAAAGCCUCAAAUUGCAGUGCGGCAAUACUGAUACUGUUGUAAUAUAUUGUUCAGUUUUCUGGUACUUUUUCUUGGUUUGAGAAGAUUGGGGGCAUUUGAAUUGUUGAUGACCAGCUAAUAAUUUGCCUAUACUAAAAUGGAGGUAAUAUCCAUCUAUCUAUCUAUUUAAAGAUUUCCACACUUAUUUCUAGCUACAUAAAACGUGUACCGCGUGAAAUCUAACUUAUGGAGAUAGUAGACGUUCAUGUUCAUGUACAAGAAUACGAUGUUCACUCUCGGCUCGUUUGUUAACUAGGAUAAGAAAGGAUUCAUGGGUUUAUCUUUGGCUAAUCGUUCGUUUUUUAUUGGGCCUGCAUGAUUAUCGACGGCCUGGGAGCAGCUCGGGAGCAAAUCCACUACGGUUGUGUUUUGUAAAC